This is a messenger RNA of Onthophagus taurus, 1668 nucleotides long. It is a transcript of the gene ArfGAP1, whose product is annotated as ADP-ribosylation factor GTPase-activating protein 1. The record is from RefSeq and is a predicted model, not a curated record. NCBI's taxonomy places the organism in Eukaryota, Metazoa, Arthropoda, Insecta, Coleoptera, Scarabaeidae. Gene Ontology annotation, cellular component: Golgi membrane. Gene Ontology annotation, biological process: regulation of ARF protein signal transduction; regulation of endocytosis. Gene Ontology annotation, molecular function: GTPase activator activity.
UAACUUCAUGUCGCAGUAUAUCGAACAUUUGAUAAAAUUUGAACACGUCUACAGGGUACUGGUUUUGACAUAUAUCUUAAUAAGAUCUCUUUAAAUUUUCAUCCGCUCUCCACGAGAUCGAAUCCAAUCAAUUUUUUAUGUAUUAACUUUAUUAUUAACACGCAAUGGCCAGUCCUAGAACGCGUAGAGUACUUCAAGAACUAAAGCCUAGCAAUGAAAAUGAGAAAUGUUUUGAGUGUCAAAGCCAUAACCCCCAAUGGGCAUCUGUGACAUAUGGAAUAUGGAUAUGUUUGGAAUGUUCGGGAAAACAUCGUGGUCUCGGCGUCCACUUAUCCUUUGUACGCUCCAUAACGAUGGAUAAAUGGAAAGAUGUUGAACUAGAAAAGAUGAAAGUCGGUGGUAACAGAAACGCUAGAAUAUUUUUUGAAGCACAAGCAGAUUAUGAUGAUAACAUGAGUAUACAACAGAAAUACAAUACAAAAGCAGCCGCCCUAUAUAGAGAUAAAAUUUCAACUUUAGCUCAAGGUAAAGAUUGGGAUGAAAGAAAAUCAUCUGCGCAGAGUUAUUCGGGGAUGAUGAGCAGUGUUAAUAGCUAUUCGAAUAAUUCUUCUUAUAAUAAUAGUAAUUCUUAUCAGUCUUAUCAAACGGAUGGAUACCAAAGCGGUGGAGGUGGAAGUGUUGGUUAUCAAAAUUAUAAUACUUCGGAGUUCAAAGAUCAAAAGGAAGCAUUCUUUGCUAGAGUACAAAAUGAAAAUGCUACUAGAAGAGAUGAUUUACCUCCUAGCCAAGGUGGAAAAUACAGCGGUUUUGGUUAUACUCGCGAAGCACCCCCCAGAAGCCAAUCCCAAGAAUUUUUUGAUACCACAAUGUCUUCUUUAGCAAACGGUUGGUCCUUCCUCUCGUCUUCAGCUACGAAAAUCGCCAACAAAGCAUCGGAAAACGCCAUCAAGUAUGGAGGAAUUGCCACUCAGAAGGUAGCUGAUAUUAGUUCACAUGUUUCUGAAAAGGUUAAAGAAGGUACUUUACUGGAUGAUGUUGGAUCACAAGUAUCUACUUUGGCUAAUAAGAUGAGCGAUUUAGGUAAAAAAGGCUGGAACACGGUAACCUCAACAACAAAUAAUCCAGGUGAUUACCACUCCGGGGGUUACGGCCAAGUCGGAGGUGAUAAUUACCAAUCUCCUGGAGAAAGAUCUUCUUUAGUUAGCGGUGGGCAUAGCUACAACAACGACGAUUGGAGUUGUAGCAGCCAACUUGGUUCAAAAGCUUCCAGUCCGAAAUCUCCAAAUCAAAAUUGGAAUGGGAGCAGCUGGGGGUAUCAAAACGAUGUAACACCCGGAUACCAAUCUGAAGGUAGCUUCAACGCGUACGAUUCAAAAACAACAUCUCCAACAGAAGCUGUGGUAAAACGGAGUAAAGAUAAAGGAGACAAAGAGAAAGAUAAGAAAAAGGAGCAAAAGAAAUACGAUAAAUGGGGCGACGAUGAACUAUGGGAGAGCCUCAAUAAUUAAAAUAGUGCAAUUUCGUUUUUGACUUAGCCAAUAAUACUUAUAUUGAGAUUAAAAAGUUGAUGUGCUACAAAAAGAUAAAAAUACAAAGAAAGAAACGUAAUGUUAUCAUACAAAAGAAGGAUCUUCAAACAUUUCUUCUUUAUUUAUGUAUAUUUUUUUA